AGAGAAGUGAAAGACAGAGAUAAGUCGUCUGAAGAAUCUUGAAUCUGGCACACGCCCUCCACACUCCCUAUUUACCCUUUCUCUUUCAUCCAUUCUUCCAAUACUAGCUUUCCUUCCCAAUCCAUUUCCAGCACGUGUCAAGAUAAUCUUGGUAUUCUGUGCUUGCCUUUGGUUGUGUGAGCUGAACGAAAGAUUUUCAUUUGCCCUCUGCCUGUGGACUCUAUCAACGGCUGUCUUUAGAUGUUGGGUGGUGUAGCUUCUGUUGCCAUAUUCACCAAUCAAACUGCAUCGUUAAAUAAUGGCUUUCAAGUUGCUUCUUUCUUGGUUGUUAGAUCUUCCAACCUGUCCAAGAAGUACUCAAUUCCACAACCAUUUUUCAAAAUUCCUGGCUUUAGGGAACAUGUUUUCCCAUUCGUAGCCAGUAAUAAUGGAAGUCUUUCCAGAAAGAACAUUGUCUUUGCUAUUCCAAAUGAAAGGGAUGAUGCUGAAAAGGAAGGUUCAGAUUACUAUUUUCAUUAUCCGGUCGUCGUUGAUCAGAAAGAAGAUGGGAGUUCUUUUGCACCAGAAAUGGAAACAGCUUUUUCCUUGUUGCCGUGUGGUGAAGAUAUUCCUAGAAGUAAUGAGAUCAACGGUAAAGAUGGUGGCCUACUUGCUAAGCUGAUGGCUGUUCAUUUGCAUGUACUGGCAAUGGAACAAUGGAACGCUUCCAAACUUAGAAUGUCCCACAAAAAUUACUUGGUCAGUGCGACAAACCUAAUUCAUUAUUUGGCAUUAAAAAGCCUUGAUAUAGAGCUGCUCAAAGAAGAACUUUCUUCAAUUGGUUUCCUGGAUUUAGGCACAAUAAAUCAACAUGUUCUAGCAAGUCUUUCUGCUGGCAUCUGGCUGUUAGAUAACGUAAAAUAUGAUUCUUCAAGUCAUACUAUCUCUUAUAGUGAAGGAAUCUCUUCAACAAAAAGUCUGGACAAACAAAUGAACGGGGAAUUUUCUAUUAGUACUCUAAGGAGGAGAGCAUCCCAUACUGCAGACCUGUUAUUGGGCGGAUUGCCAGAGAAGAGAAACACUCAUAUCAUGGUAACAGUGGGCGAAGAAGCUAUAGAAAGUGAAACACUAGUGAAAGAUCUUCUAAAUGCUGGAACUACGAUUGUUCGUAUCAACUGUGCCCAUGGGAGCCCUGAAAUUUGGAGUGAGAUUAUCAGAAGGGUGAAAAGAAGCUCUCAAAUUCUUGAAAAGCCUUGUCGAAUUCUCAUGGACUUAGCUGGGCCCAAGCUUCGAACUGGAAAACUGCAAGCUGGUCCAUGUGUGUUGAAAAUAUCUCCCAAGAAGAAUGCUUAUGGGCAAGUGGUAUAUCCUGCCCUGGUUUGGCUCUCAAGCCCAGCAGCUGGUUCUCCACCUGCCCAUGUAUCCCCUGAUGUUGUUCUACAUGUGGACGGUGAAGAACUUCUUAAUAAGCUCGAGGUGAAUGAUGUUGUAACAUUAUUUGAUGCUCGUGGAAAACAAAGGACACUUAAGAUCUUAAGCAGGUAUCCUAUUUUCUCAGGCGUUGGAUUUAUGGCUGAGUGCAGUAAGACUGCUUAUGUCAAGUCAGGUGCAAAAUUGUUUAUCAAGGACAAGAGAAGGAAAUUAUCAGCUGGUGGACAAGUAGUAAACGUUCCUUCUCUCAAACAAUUUAUCAAAUUAAGGGUUGGUGACUUGUUGACUAUAUCACGAGAUAGUCAAAAUGCAGAAAACAAUUUGAUUUCUUCCACUGGCGCUCACAGGAUGACCUGUUCAUCUGAAUAUGUUUUUGAUUCAGUGAAGCCCGGGGAACCAAUUGCUUUUGAUGAUGGGAAGAUAUGGGGUAUUAUUAAAGCAACUAGCACUUCGGAAAUUCUCGUGUCAAUCACCCAUGCAGGUCCCAGGGGUAGUAAACUUGGGUCAGAGAAGUCCAUAAAUAUUCCACGGAGCAAUAUUCGGUAUGAAGGCCUCACUUUAAAGGACCUUAUAGAUCUUGACUUUGUGGCCAACCAUGCAGACAUGGUGGGGGUUUCAUUUGUGCGAGAUGUCCGUGAUAUUCUACUGUUGCGCCAAGAACUUGAGACGCGGAAAAGAGGGGACUUGGGGGUUGUUUUAAAGAUUGAGACAAAAGAAGGAUUCGAGAAAUUGCCGGUCCUACUACUGGAGGCAAUGAAAAUGCCAAAUCCUUUAGGCAUUAUGAUUGCCAGAGGAGAUCUUGCUGUAGAGUGUGGAUGGGAAAACAUGGCAUAUAUACAGAAGGAGAUAAUCUCCGUCUGCGCAGCUGGUCAUGUUCCUGUCAUUUGGGCUACACAGGUCCUGGAGUCGCUUGUCAAGUAUGGAGUACCCACUAGAGCUGAGCUUACUGAUGCGGAAGAAGGAAUGAGGACAAAUUGUAUCAUGUUGAACAAGGGUAAAUGCAUUGUGGAAGCCGUCUCUUUCUUACAGAAAAUAUUGAGCAAUCACUCCAGGAAGCCAAGUGCGGAAUUUAAGCCUCUUGCUUUAUCAAGCCAUGACUCUUAGUUGGUUCGAUGUAUUUGCAGCUGCUGAUAUGUUCUCCCUACUCGUGUACAUCCUCUGCUUCACCAUGACCAUGUCCUGCUAUGUAUAUACAUCAAUAUUCAGUGAAACCAAAUAAUUAGUAUUUCACAAUCCUAUUGUUUUGAUAUUAGAACUGUAGAAGAACCAUGUGAGACCAUGAUUCAAAUCUCAAUAGAGACAAAAAUGCUAGGUGAUUUUCUUC
Messenger RNA from Lycium ferocissimum, 2734 nucleotides. Its product is annotated as plastidial pyruvate kinase 4, chloroplastic. Lineage: Eukaryota; Viridiplantae; Streptophyta; Magnoliopsida; Solanales; Solanaceae. Gene Ontology annotation, cellular component: cytoplasm. The record is from RefSeq and is a predicted model, not a curated record. Gene Ontology annotation, molecular function: magnesium ion binding; potassium ion binding; pyruvate kinase activity. The transcript has 6 exons. Gene Ontology annotation, biological process: glycolytic process. The coding region runs from base 241 to 2514 and encodes 757 amino acids.